AUGUCUUCUGCCGGACUUCCUCCCGUGGAGGCGUGGCCCGAGUAUAGUGAGAACCCGUUGGGAGCCAAUCCCCUGGAGCAAAACAUCAACUCUCCGUAUAACAAGGGCGACCUCUGCUGGCUCCUCGUCGCAACAUGUCUCUGCUGGCAGAUCACCCCGGCCAUCGGCUUCCUCUACGCCGGCAUGCAUCGUCGCAAGUCGGCGCUGACAAUGGUCUUCCAAUCGCUCUUCUGUGCGUGCGCCGUCGCCAUCCAGUUCUGGCUGUACGGGUACUCUCUGUACCAGGCGCACACCACCAACCCCAUCCUCGGUGACCUCUCCAAGGGCGUCCUGUACAAUGUCCUUGCAUAUCCCAGUCUGGCCAACUCUGAUAUCCCGGAUAUCCUCUACGCCACCUUUGGCUGCACUUUCGUGACCGCAACGGCCAUGAUCCUGGCAGGUGCCAUGCUGGAGCGCGGCCGCCUGUUCCCCAGCAUGUUGUUCAUCCUGUGCUGGACCACGUUCGUCUACUACUUCCUCGCCUACUGGGAGUGGAACCCCUCCGGAUGGCUCUACAAGCUCGGCGUCCUCGACUUCGCCGGCUCCGGCCCCGUCCACAUCGCCAGCGGCUUCGGCGCCCUCGCCUGGGCCCUCAUGCUCGGCAAGCGCGUCGACCCCUACAGCGAGAGCCACAACCCCAAGAUGCCGCACUUCAAGGGCCACAACCCCUUCCUCGUCGGCCUGGGAACCAUCCUCAUCUGGUUCGCCUGGUUCGCCUUCAACGGCGCAAGCACCGCCAACCUCAGCAUCCGCAGCAUCUACGUCGUCAUGAACACCAACCUGGCGGCCUCGGGCGGCGGCGUCGCCUGGACCUUGCUCGAGUACGCCCACACCCGCAAGUUCAGCAUCGUCGGCUUCUGCUCCGGAAUCAUCAGCGGCCUCGUCGGCAUCACCCCCGCCGCGGGAUUCGUCCCCGUCUACCUGGCCUGCCUCGUCGGCGCCCUCACCUCCCUGGGCUGCUUCUACACCAACCGGUACAAGUACCUCCUGCGCAUCGACGAGGGGCUCGACAUCUGGGCCAUCCACGGCAUGGGCGGCGUCUUCGGCGACAUCCUGACGGGCUUCUUCGCCGCCGACUUCGUCCCCGCCCUCGACGGCGUCACCGUCGAGAACGCGGGGGGGUGGUACAGCCGCAACUUCAAGCAGAUGGGGUACCAGCUCGCCGCGGCGCUGACCUGCGCGGCGUGGAGCUUCGCCAUCAGCUGCCUGCUGCUGUUCGUCAUCAACAAGAUCCCCGGCUGCCACAUCCGCGAGUCCGAGGAGGACGAGCUGCAGGGGCUGGACCGCAAGUACUUCUCUGACUUUGACAUGGAGAUGUACGACGGCAUGGGGGUGAGCUCGAGCCAGGGGAGUGCCAUCAACGGCGUGUCGGGAUCGUCGCCUGCAGCGCCGGUUGCCGCUCCGGGGGAUCAACCGGGCGAGAAGCGCGACUAG
Messenger RNA from Clonostachys rhizophaga, 1473 nucleotides. Lineage: Eukaryota; Fungi; Ascomycota; Sordariomycetes; Hypocreales; Bionectriaceae. The record is from the annotation of a GenBank genome assembly.